CGAAUCUUUCGACUUCUGAACCACUCGUCAAUCACUCACCUCUGUUCCGCUGAUAUUCCCAUGCUGGAACGACCGCCCAUCGCUUGUCAUCACUGGCUAUUCUGUUGAAGUGAUCAAUGAUGCGCGACUCGUUGUCUAGUCGUCUACUCAGACGAGAGCUACAAGACUCUGUCGGGCCCUCAAGAAAGGUCAAGUCGAUCUACGGCGACAAGAACUGGAUUCGUGACCUUGACAUUGUUAACGAGCUUGACGGCCACUCUGGAUGCGUAAAUGCUCUCAGUUGGUCCAAGUCAGGCCGUCUCCUCGCUUCGGGAUCCGAUGACCAGCAUAUCAACAUCCACACCUACCAGCCUGAUGACUCGAACACGCAAUUCAAGCUGGCUACCAGCAUCGCCACUGGCCAUCGCGCCAACAUCUUCUCCGUCAAGUUCAUGCCCCACUCGAACGACCGUACUGUCAUAUCCGCUGCUGGUGAUUGCGAAGUCCGCAUCUUCGAUCUCGAAUACUCCGGCACCAAUACUGAAGCAUCACGGGCCUCGGCCAUGGCUUUGAACAGCAGCUCCAGAGGCAUGCGAGCCAAUACCCAAUCUGGGGUGCGACAUCUGAGUGACGGAGACACAAACUGUAGAGUCUACCGCUCUCACGGCGACAGAGUCAAAAGGGUGGUUACAGAAUCCUCCCCCCACCUCUUCUUGACUUGCUCGGAAGACGGAGAAGUGCGUCAAUGGGAUCUGCGUCAACCGUCAUCCGCCUACCCUUCUCCUUCCAGUAGGUCAACAUCUGUACCACCUGCCCUCAUUUCCUAUAAACGAUAUGAUUUGGACCUCAAUACCAUUUCUUGUUCGCCAAGCCAACCUCAUUACAUUGCCCUUGGUGGUGCUCAUCUGCAUUGUUUCCUCCAUGAUCGUCGAAUGCUUGGACGCGACAAACUCCACGAGCGUGCCGCCUCACCUGCUAUCUCUGCCAGCCAGCUGUCCGAUUUGGACGAGGACGCACUUGGUCAAGCCACCCGAUGCGUUCGCAAGUUCGCUCCCCGAGGUCAGCGUGUUAUGGGCCAGAGGGACAAUGGACACAUCACAGCUUGUAAGAUCAGUGACGCUUACCCGAACGAGCUCAUCGCCAGUUGGUCCGGUGACCAUAUCUACAGUUUCGAUUUAGUGCGUAGUCCGGAUGCCAGCGUAGCUGCCAGAGGCUCAAGUUCAACAGUCCAAUCGAGUGCUAGUAGGCAAAGGGCAAGGGAGAGCAGCGAGCGAAAACGGAAGCGGAGGACUGGAAGUCAGUUCUCACACUCUUCCGCUGGCCCUUCUCGCGAACAUCCCCGCCAACGGACCAAAGAAGCGGGCGCGGAAAGACAAAGCGACGUUGCCUUGCGAGUACAAUAUGAUAACGGUCAGAGCGAAGACAUACCAAUCGCCCGUUCGACCAGCCCCGUCUCGUCUCUACGGGAGAGCGUGAUGAAAGAUAGGCAGCGGAAGGCGUAUCGUCUCGCGAAGACAGUCGUCGAGCUCCGUCGGACUAUGUUCACCCUGCACGAUCAAGCUGUAGGUUCUUCAAGCAACAUGACCAGCCAUAUCACCGAGUUUACUUCUGUACGAAGCUUGGCUGCUACAAUAUUGCCGCAGAUGCAGGAAAUCACUCGAACGUGGCGCUACCCAGGCGAUCCCGUCUCCGAGGACGUUGUACUACAACGGACUCUGCGUUCAGACAGAGAAUCCGCCUGGCGCUUCGUGCAGGCUUCUGGAGUAAUUGCCCGAGCGCUUGGUGGUCAAUCACAUACUGCUAGUCAAGAAAUCUUCGACACCCCUCUCUUUGCUCGGAUUGAUCAUGCGCCAAACGAAGGCAGUAGCCUCAGCGAUCGUGAGAGAUUUGGCUACGACUUCCUCAAAGCUAUCUUUCUCUGGCUCGACAGUGGUUUAGGGGCUCUGAUCGACGGCUUCACUAGAUCUUCAGACGUCGCUAGAUACGCAUCUCGCUUGCCGGUACCUAAAGAUGCCAGUAUUGAUGCGUUCGAUGAAUGUAUCGUACCCUAUCUUCUAGAUCACUCAUCUGGCACUCCCAUCUUCAAUGUUGACGCUUCGAGAUUUGAGGUUGAUCAGAGUCGGAUUCUUUACGAGACCGAAAACGACGCAGUCCGAGCUUUUGUCGAAGCAGUCAAGAUACCCUUCGCGGAUCUAUCUUCAGACGAACUCAUGGAAGGUGCGUCCGGAUCUUCUCAGAGGCGAAGCGAUGCUGUACUUCACUGGGGUCUGAAGGUAGCUCGUGGCGUCCUCAUAAAUGCAGGAGAGGGCGUCAACUUUGCUUUCGUAGACAGAGCAUUCGGCGGGCUUGGUUCGGGCAACAACGCAGCAGCUCGCGAGGACGCCCGACUACGUGAAAGACAACAGCACAUUGAUACCACCGAGGAAGAGCCUAUGGCGCAGUCGAUGGAAAUCAUUCAAGCUUCACCAGACCAAUCUUCGGAAGAGGAAGAAGACGUUAUCGCCAUGAGUGACAUCAGAGCAGCAAUGGGUGAAACCAGCGACGAAGAUGAAGACGAAGACGACGAGAUGGAAGAUGACGAACUCGAUGAAGACGAAGGCGCCGAUGCUGACUCGAUCGACGACGGGGAUAGUCACGGAAACGAAGACCAAGAAGAAGAGGAAGAUGAAGACUUCCCGCGUAUGAUGUAUCGCAGCGCGUUUGGAAGACGACGUAAGCGUGGGGAGGUUGAAAGAGAAGUAUACUGCUCGCCUCACACCAGAGUUUAUCGAGGGCACUGCAACGUCAAGACAGUAAAGGAUGUCAACUUCUUCGGCUUGGACGACGAAUAUGUGGUCUCAGGUUCGGAUGACGGCAACUUCUUCGUUUGGGACCGUAAGUCAGGGCAACUCGUCAACAUCCUGGAGGGAGAUGGAGAAGUCGUCAACGUACUCCAAGGUCACCCAUACGAGCCCAUGAUGGCCGUCAGCGGCAUCGACCAUACCAUCAAGAUAUUCUCACCAGAUGCGAGGGCGCGCGAAGCGGCUAGGCUCGGACGUGGUGUGGGGGCAGCUGACGCAUCAACAUUCUCGUCCAUCUCUUGGAUGCGGCAGAGGAGACAGAACAGACGGGCUGGGGCCACGUCAGAGCCUGCGCUACCAGCAGGCGCUAGAGACCGUAACAGAGAUGACGAAGAUGAGUAUGUGGCGCGAGGCGGAUUGGCAAGCAGGAAACGCAUGCACCUGGAGUACCAGAUCACAUCUCAGAAUGACGUGGAACGACAAGGAGGGAACCAGGAAACGUUCCUUACAAGAAGUAUGCUGGCAUCCUUAGCACAACACCUCAGAAGGCAGAGGGCCGAAGCAAGAGGCGAGGAAGAUGAUGGAGAAGCCGGAGCGAUACCGGGAGGCAGAGUCGUCGUUGGGGACGACUGCGUGGUCCAGUAAGGGCACGCAUGGUUAUGGCCGGCAAAUAGACCCGACCCAAGGCAUAUAGCAACUUCUUAUGAUAAUUACAAUGAUAGCCAGAGUGUGGUGAAGCAAGUCGCUUUACGGAAGCGGUGUAUGGAAGCCCGAGACUACUUGACUUUCGGUUUCCUCGCCUUUUUGACUCUCUGGCGAUUGCUCUUGAUCAUGAUGAGGGAAAGGAAAGAGCCAACAACGGCACCUCCUACCAAGAUGAGAAUGACAGGGAUCCGAAUGGCCCAGACACGGGGAAGGAAGAAAGACUGGGAGGGGUGUGACGAGUCGACAAAGGGCAUGACCAGAGUCCAGAAGGUGUAAUAAAGAAAGACGGUGGUCGCUACGAUGAGCAUCAUGGCGCCGAGAGCUAGGUCGCGCUGGAAUCAAAUUGGG
This is a messenger RNA of Aureobasidium subglaciale EXF-2481, 3812 nucleotides long. RefSeq lists its product as uncharacterized. Gene Ontology annotation, biological process: negative regulation of fatty acid biosynthetic process. The coding region runs from base 120 to 3404 and encodes 1094 amino acids. The transcript is spliced from 4 exons. The record is from RefSeq and is a predicted model, not a curated record. NCBI's taxonomy places the organism in Eukaryota, Fungi, Ascomycota, Dothideomycetes, Dothideales, Saccotheciaceae. Gene Ontology annotation, molecular function: protein binding. Gene Ontology annotation, cellular component: cytoplasm; Cul4-RING E3 ubiquitin ligase complex.